This is a messenger RNA of Megalobrama amblycephala (Wuchang bream), 7819 nucleotides long. RefSeq names its product host cell factor C1b (gene hcfc1b). Gene Ontology annotation, cellular component: histone methyltransferase complex. The transcript is spliced from 28 exons. The record is from RefSeq and is a predicted model, not a curated record. Gene Ontology annotation, biological process: chromatin remodeling; regulation of DNA-templated transcription. NCBI's taxonomy places the organism in Eukaryota, Metazoa, Chordata, Actinopteri, Cypriniformes, Xenocyprididae. The coding region runs from base 174 to 6083 and encodes 1969 amino acids. Gene Ontology annotation, molecular function: protein binding; transcription coactivator activity.
CGCUGUUGAAUUAUUGAGCGCUUGUCAAGAAGAUGGCGGCUUCCUGGGCGGCAUGAAAAGAUGUAGAGUUAGCAAUAUCUACAGUGAAAGACGCACCCAGGGUUGAAUUCGUUCUCUGAGUCCUCUCUCGUGAUUUUUAAAUUAAGUUAACGAAUCGGAACGAAGAAGUGGACAUGGCUUCUUCAGGCACCUCGGUUCUGCAGCCGCGCUGGAAGAGGGUUUUGGGCUGGUCUGGCCCGGUUCCUCGCCCAAGACACGGACACCGAGCUGUGGCCAUUAAAGAGCUGAUGGUGGUGUUCGGCGGAGGGAAUGAAGGCAUUGUGGAUGAGCUGCACGUCUAUAAUACAGCCACCAAUCAGUGGUUUAUUCCUGCUGUCCGGGGUGACAUUCCUCCCGGCUGCGCUGCAUAUGGAUUUGUGUGUGAUGGCACCAGACUCCUUGUGUUCGGGGGCAUGGUUGAGUACGGAAAAUACAGCAACGAUCUUUAUGAACUACAGGCCAGUAGAUGGGAGUGGAAACGUUUGAAGCCCAAAGCCCCCAAAAAUGGCCCGCCACCCUGUCCUCGCUUGGGCCACAGCUUUUCUCUAGUUGGAAACAAAUGCUACUUGUUUGGUGGACUGGCAAAUGACAGUGAAGAUCCCAAAAACAAUAUUCCCAGAUACCUGAAUGACCUCUACACACUCGAGCUACGCCCAGGGUCAAACGUAGCAGGCUGGGACAUCCCCAUUACAUACGGCGUGCUUCCCCCUCCUCGCGAGAGCCACACUGCUGUUGUCUACACAGAGAAAACGUCCAAAAAGUCUCGUCUCAUCAUCUACGGCGGCAUGAGUGGUUGCCGUCUUGGAGACCUCUGGACUUUAGACAUAGAUACUUUAACCUGGAACAAACCUGCCAUAAGUGGUGCAGCACCUUUGCCCCGCAGUCUCCACUCUGCCACCACUAUAACCAACAAGAUGUUUGUGUUUGGUGGAUGGGUCCCUCUGGUUAUGGAUGAUGUCAAAGUAGCCACACACGAGAAGGAAUGGAAGUGCACUAACACGUUGGCCUGCUUAAAUCUAGACUCAAUGUCUUGGGAAACUAUCCUGAUGGACACUCUUGAGGAUAAUAUCCCAAGGGCCAGAGCUGGACACUGCUCUGUGGCUAUUAACAAUAGGCUGUACGUCUGGAGUGGAAGGGACGGCUACCGCAAAGCCUGGAACAACCAAGUUUGCUGCAAAGAUCUGUGGUAUUUGGAGACAGAUCGUCCUCAGCCACCAUCACGUGUGCAGCUGGUCCGUGCCAACACUAACUCUCUGGAGGUGAGCUGGGGGGCAGUGCCUACCGCCGACACUUACCUGCUGCAGCUGCAGAAAUACGACAUCCCUGCUGCAACAGCUGCCACAUCGCCAACGGUCAACCCCACUCCGUCUUUACCCGUCAACUCGCCUAAGAGUCCGGUGCCCGCCGCUGCUGCUCCUGCAGCUCAGAGCAUGCCUCUCUCUGGGGUCACACUGGUGCCACAAGUCCCUUCCCCCACCACCGCCAUGCCAACCAGCCCACUUGCAGCCUCACCUCGUGGACCAGCUAUUCUUAAAGUGGCAGCGCCUCAUUCAACCCCCGGGACGUCAGUUGUUACUGUGCGUCAGGCCACUCCUGGAGGAAAAUCCCCAGUCACGGUUACAUCACUUCCUGCAGGCGUCCGCAUGGUUGUCCCCGCACAGAGCACCCAGGGGACGCCAAUUGGCAGCAGCCCUCAGAUGAGUGGCAUGGCUGCUUUGGCAGCAGCUGCAGCCGCCACACAGAAGAUCCCGCCCUCUUCUGCAACCACUGUGCUAAAUGUUCCAGCCGGAGCCACCAUCAUGAAAACAGUCAAUGUUACUCCUGGAUCCACAACUCUGCCUGCUACUGUCAAAGUAGCUUCACCUGUAAUGGUUACUAAUCCUGCGACCCGAAUGCUGAAAACAGCUGCAGCACAGGUCGGCACUUCCGCCAUCUCUACUCCCAACACCCCGACUCGGCCGAUCAUAACUGUGCACAAAUCAGGCACAGUAACUGUAGCCCAGCAGGCCCAGGUCGUCACCACCAUGGUCGGAGGAGUCACCAAAACUAUAACCCUUGUUAAGAGCCCCAUCACAAUGGGUAGCAGCGGUGCUCUGAUCUCCAGCCUUGGGAAGAUGAUGUCUGUUGUCCAGACCAAACCAGUACAAACGUCUGCGGUCACCGGACAGGCUGGAGGCAGUCCUGUCACUCUAAUACAAACAAAGACUCCUCUGCCUGCUGGUACCAUCCUGAAACUGGUCACAUCUGCUGAUGGCAAGCCCACCACAAUCAUUACAACUACCCAAGCAGGAGGGACUGGCACCAAACCUACUAUCCUGGGCAUCAGCAGUGUCUCUCCAACUACCACCAACAAACCAGGCACCACCAUUAUUAAAACUAUUCCCAUGUCUGCUUUACAACAAGGAGCAACAGGUGUGACUAGCAGUACUGGCAUCAAGUCCCCCAUCACAAUUAUCACCACUAAGGUUGUUACUCCUGGCACGGGUACUCCGGGGAAAAUCAUAACAGCUGUACCUAAGCUGACAGCAGGUGCAGGACAACAGGGGGUCACACAGGUGGUCCUGAAGGGGGCGCCAGGACAGCCCGGCACUAUCCUGCGCACUUUGCCUAUGGGUGGAGUGCGUCUGGUUUCACCAGGCACUGUGUCUGCCGGCAAACCAACGGUUACCACACUAGUCGUCAAGGGCACCACGGGAGUCACAACUCUGGGUACAGUAACUGGUACAGUAUCAACUAGUGCGGCAGGGGCCAAUGUGGCAAGCGCUAAUGCCAGCCUGGCUACUCCUGUCACCACACUUGCCUCUAUCGCCACAUUGUCCAGCCAGGUGAUCAAUCCCACGGCCAUCACUGUAUCUGCUGCCCAGACCAGCCUCGCCACCGCUACAAUGCAAUCGGCACCCCAGCCUACUCAAGUAACCCUGAUCACAACUCCAAGUGGUGCUGAAGCCCAGCCUGCACAGGAUCUUCCUGUCUCCAUCCUGGCCUCUCCCACCUCAGAGCAGCCCUCCACCACUGGUGCUGAUGCUGGUGACGGCUCUGGCGACGCUGGUACCACUGUGACACUGGUCUGCUCCAACCCACCAUGUGAGACCCAUGAGACUGGAACAACCAACACAGCUACUACAGCUUCUGCCAAAAUGGGCACCGGACAGGUUUGUUCCAACCCUCCAUGUGAAAUGCAUGUAACAGGCACCACCAACACUGCAACUACCGCCUCUGCGAACAUGGGCAGAGCACAGCAGGUCUGCACCAACCCACCCUCAGAGACACAUGAUACUGGCACCACCAACACAGCCACUACUGCCAGCUGCAACAUGGGCUCUAAAGAGAUGGGCACUGUGAACAGCAAGACAGGGGCUUCUUCAUCAGCUACAUCCUCAGCUUCUGGUUCAGAAGCAGCAACGCCCGUCACAGAGAGCGGUGCUGGAUCUGGCUCCAUGCGGCCGGAGAAUCUCCGCACAGGUACCACCAACACCUCCACUACCGCCCGCUCCAACAUGGGCUCUGACCAGACGGGAACGGUCCAGAGCUCCAACAAGAGCCAAGCUGCCAUCUCCUCUACUCUGAUGCCUGUUUGCUCCAGCCCUACUGGGGAAACUCCCGAGACGGACACCACAAAAGCUUCAGCUGAGUCCGGUGACGUCCAACAGGUCUGUUCAAAUCCACCCUGUGAGACACAUGAAACGGGCACGACCAAUACUGCUACGCAGUCAAGCUCCAGUAUGGGAAGUGGGCAAACUAAUGUUGUGCAGAGGGUAUGCUCCAAUCCACCCUGUGAAACACACGAAACGGGCACCACCAACACGCCAACCCAGGCUUCAUCUACUAUGGGUGCAGGACAGAGUGGCACCGUGCAAAUGGUUUGUUCCAAUCCACCCUGUGAAACACACGAAACGGGCACCACCAACACGCCAACCCAGGCCUCAUCUACUAUGGGUGCAGGACAGAGUGGUGCUGUGCAGAGGGUUUGUUCCAAUCCUCCCUGUGAAACACAUGAAACGGGCACCACCAACACGCCAACCCAGGCCUCGUCUACUAUGGGUGCAGGACAGAAUGGCACCGUGCAGAGGGUGUGUUCCAACCCUCCCUGUGAAACUCAUGAAACGGGCACUACCAACACGCCAACCCAGUCCUCGUCUUCUAUUGGUGCUGGACAGAACGGCACAGUGCAGAUGGUGUGUUCCAAUCCACCCUGUGAAACACACGAGACGGGCACAACCAACACAGCCACCACUGCUACAAGCAGCUUAGAAACUGGAGAAGGAACAGCCCAGCAGGGUGGUGAUGGACAGAGUGACAGCGGCACCAGCUCAGAACCCACAUCAUCUACAGAACCAGCCAAUCCCACGACACAAAGCAGAGCCAUCACCACAGUAACACAGGCCACGCCCACUCCAGGACCAUCAGUACCGGAGAUCUCGUCUAUGGCCGGAUCUGUGGUAGUGGCUGAGGUCCCGGGAGAGGCGGAGGCCAUGGAGCAGACCAGCGCAGAGGCCGUAGCAGCGGGAGAAGAGCCCAUGCAGACCGAGUGUCAGGGAGAGCUCGGUGAAGAGGGAGCCAUCAGGGUCGUUGCCAUAGAUGAAAGUGCAGCGGGUGAUGAGGGCACCAUGCUACAGGUUCAUGUUGCCAUGGAAGCACAGCCAGGUCAAGGAGAUCAGGCUGAGCAAAUGGACGCCGGUGUGGAGGCUGCAGAAGCGAUGAGUCUAGCUGCUCAAGACUCAGAAGCGCUCGCUCUGCCCCAGGAACUGAUGUCUGCAGAAGGACAGCAAACCACCCUCAUGGUGACUGGACUGACCCCAGAGGAGCUGGCUGUGACGGCAGCAGCUGAGGCUGCAGCACAGGCUGCGGCUACAGAAGAAGCGCAGGCCCUCGCUAUCCAGGCUGUCUUACAGGCGGCUCAGCAGGCUGUGCUCAGUGAGGGAGACGGAGGUCAGGACGGGCAGCAAUCCACCACCAUCCCUAUAGUUUUGACCCAGCAGGAACUCGCUGCUCUAGUUCAGCAACAGCAGCAGCUCCAGGAGGCGCAGGCGGCCGCAGCCCAGCAGUUAAGCGCUGAAGCAGCUGCAGCUGCUCUGCCCACCGAAGGCUUGGCACCAGCAGACAGCCUCAAUGACCCAGCAUCUGAAAGCAAUGGCCAUGAGAUGGCAACCGCUGUUACGAGAGCCGUGGCCUGUCUCCUUCCGCGCACUACUGCCGAGACUCUAGCCCCAUCAAGUACUUUUGCACCAUCUCAGCCGAUUAUGGUCGCCAGCCCUGCCAAGAUGCAAGCAGCAACUGCUUUAGCUGAGGUGGCCAAUGGGAUUGAAUCAGCAGCUGGGAAGCAAGGAGCACCUCCAGCAGUUGUGAAGCCACCAGUGAAGAAAGAGAAUCAGUGGUUUGACGUUGGAAUCAUUAAGGUCACAAACACGGUUGUCACUCACUAUUACGUGCCAGCUGACGAUUCAGCGGUUACUGAUGAUGAUUCUGGCGCAAUCCCAGACUACAGCCGAAUGAAGAAGAUUGAGCUGUCUCCAGGCACUGCGUACAAGUUUCGUGUGGCUGGUGUCAACGCGUGCGGCCGUGGAACGUUCUCUGAGGUCUCUGCGUUUAAGACUUGCUUACCUGGCUUCCCCGGAGCACCGUGUGCCAUCAAAAUCAGCAAGAGCCCAGAUGGUGCCCACCUGACCUGGGAGCCUCCAUCAGUGACAUCAGGGAAGAUCAUUGAGUAUUCAGUGUAUCUGGCCAUCCAGAGCUCGCAGACGGUCGAGGCGAAAGCAUCCACUCCGGCUCAGCUUGCCUUUAUGCGGGUGUACUGUGGGCCCAACCCGUCCUGCCUAGUGCAGUCGUCUAGUCUCUCCAACGCCCACAUCGAUUACACCACCAAACCCGCCAUCAUCUUCCGCAUCGCCGCCCGCAAUGAGAAGGGCUACGGCCCCGCCACGCAAGUCAGGUGGCUACAAGAAACCAAUAAAGAUGGCUCUGCGGCCAAACCUGCAGCAAAGAGGCCGGUCUCGUCGCCUGAUAUGAAAGGCGCUGGUCCAAAGAAGGCCAGAUCUGACCAGUGAGAGCUCACCGUGACCCCUGACCCCGCCCUCUUUAUGAGCUGAACCCUGACUGAACUCCACUUCCUGCUGAAUGACCUUCCUGCUUCCACUUCUCACACCAUUCCAUCCUCUGCAAUGAAACGGAAGGAAACUGCAGCCAAAAAAAAGGAAAACCAUUUGUUUCCAUUUUUGAGAAAUCUGCUCCCAUCACUGGACAUUUUGGUGCCAUGGACGCCUUAUUUCCGACUGUAUUUUUAAAAAAAACAUAAAUGUUCCUCCUCAAAAGCACAUACAUUUGCUUUUCCUGACAAUUUUGUGUAAAGAGAUUCCAAUGGCAGCGUUCAGUCUCGUUAUAACUGUAUUAUCAGAUACUCGAUCUUUGUUUUCCUCCCUUGAUAUUCAUUUAUUUUUAAGCUUAUUUCAAUCCAAGCAAUAGAUAAGCAGAAAAAUAACUUUGCUCUUGUCAGUUUGUUGAUGUUUUCAUUAUUUGGGCAAGUCUGUAUAUUUCAAAACGUGUGCUUAAAGGUGACGGAUAUACGGAGGAGGGAGUGUGGACGACAAAACGGCGCAGGGGAAACGCAUCAAAAUAAAAUGAAAACGAACAGCACUUGGUGAUGCUUGUGAGGGAAAAGACUCGGUUCAUUCAGAGAAUCUGUAAUUAUUCAUUCACUUCGAGUUCAGUAGCCUGUUUUGCAUCACUGUGUGUUCAUACAUUUGCUGUGAGGGACAAUUGAGGACCGCAACGCUGAAGACUAAAAGGACUUCAAUCCAUGUAGAUGAAAAGCAUACUACUUUUGCAUUGCGUCAACAAGAUCUUGUAUAAAGAGAGAGACGAAAAAAAUCCCCAAAAUAGUAAAUGGUGAUACAGGAGUUCUUUGUGUGUGGUUUAUUUUUGUAAUUUUUUUUUAAAAAGGUCUUUCUUUAUUGUGUGCUUCAGGGCGCAGUUUUAAACCUCACACCUCUCCUCAACAUGUUAACUGCUCAUUCCUGCAGUCUCCAUGCUUGAGAUUUUGACAUGCGGCGGCUUGUCUAAAGGCCACAGUGUUUCACAUCCCGUGUUCAUGAAUGAUUUCAUCUUUAUUUUGGGAAUUGUAGUGUAAAAUAUAUGUAUUUGUUCUGGACAAUGACCUACUUUUGACAACUUUGAGGCUUCCUCAACCCUUUUUUUCCCCCCCUCUCGACAUUUUAUUCUUUGGCAUUUACAAUAUCCUGCUACAGAAGAAAUGUUUUUUCCCCCCUCCUGUCACUAGUCUACAUUUCCUGUAAAUUUGCUUUUCUGAAUCUCACAUUUCUUUUUUUUAUGCUUGGUUUUGUGAGUUGAUGAAUAUGAAUUGGGAUUCUUCUCAAGCUGAGCAGCAAAAGUUUGACCCAUUUUCAUUCUCUGCAAACUGUUUGGACUUUCGGAGAUAAUGUUUAGGGAUGCAGGCCUGUGUAAAUGCUAAAUAGGUGGAAAUUAAGGAGAGGUUUUGAUGGGCAUGUCUCUUUUUUUUUUUUUUUUUUUCUCUCUUUUUUUUUUUCUUUUUGAAUGGAAGUUGGAAACAGUUUGUUCCUGUUUCUAGUGGUUGGAAAAUGUUGCAGAUGGAUUGUUGGCUUAGCCAGAGUUUGAACUCCGUUGUAAAUUAGUUCUUUCACGUAGCAAGACGUAAAACGAUAAACUCUUUGCCUUUUUUAUAUAAUUAUCUGUAACAAAAUGUUUUUACAUGUUGUCAUCUAUUGAUUGCUUUUGUGUCUUGACAUAUAAAAGUAAUGGAAUUCUG